Molecule: messenger RNA, 306 nt
Organism: Puccinia triticina
Lineage: Eukaryota; Fungi; Basidiomycota; Pucciniomycetes; Pucciniales; Pucciniaceae
Exons: 2
Coding region: 1-306 (101 amino acids)
Source: RefSeq, a predicted model, not a curated record
AUGGAUGUCGUCCCCUCACCAGAGUUCCUCGCCGAACGGGACUGGUCCUCCUCGGCUGCUGAUGACCAUGGACAACUCAAAUUCCGCUGGCCAGACUGGUUUAUAGCCGAUUCAUGGCUUCUGCGGCGGGUAGAUCAUGACCAUCGGCAGGGUACUCGCGUGAUGACGGGUCCGGGGACGAAAAAUACCUACUGUCCGCUCCCGAUACCCUCGGUCAGACUGACUUUAGUCGAGACUCCGAGUAGCCAGGGCGAAGGGUACACCACGCGCGUUCCGGCGCCGUCCGGCGGGCUUAAGCACGGAUAG